AUGUUGCAAAUCAGUGGUAUACCGGCUGGGAGGAUGCAAAAGGGGGCAAUGUUGGAUAAAGAGUUAGACUUUGCUAGGCUGACCGUUCAUAUGCAGUUGGUAGAAGAGAAAAAGAAGAAGAUCUCUGAAGCUAGGGAGGUGGAAAGACAAGCGAAAAGAGCCAGAUUAGCCGACCAGAGUCACAGUCAGUCUCAGGGCAUCUACUACCAGGCCCCAGUACCCCGACCACCAGCAGAUAGACGAUCUCAGAGUUUUCAGACUAACCAUGGAACCAGAGCUCAGGAUACUCGGUCACAGGGUAGUGUGGCUCAGCAGCAUCUUACUUUUCCAAGGUGUGAGACUUAUGGUAGAAAUCAUUUUGGAAGGUGUCAGUUGGGCUCGAUAGUGUGUUAUUCAUGUGGUCAGUCGGGUCACUUUCAAAGGAAAUAUCCAUCUGCUAGAAAGAAUGUUGGUGGUGCAAAGUCUCAGGCAAAUUCUUCGGAACCACCCCCGCCUCAGAAGGGCACCACAUCAGCUGCCGGGAACAUUCGCAACUGGUCAUAUGCUUUGACCAACCGCCAGGAGGCGGAAGCUUCCCCAGAUGUUAUUACCGGGGAUUCUAUUGUUGCUAGGAGGGUGUACAGGGGUUUUGUUGUGACUGUUGGUAGCCAGGAUAAGUUAGCAGAUCUCAUAGAGUUAGAUAUG
Molecule: messenger RNA, 684 nt
Organism: Capsicum annuum
Lineage: Eukaryota; Viridiplantae; Streptophyta; Magnoliopsida; Solanales; Solanaceae
Exons: 4
Molecular function (GO): nucleic acid binding; zinc ion binding
Source: RefSeq, a predicted model, not a curated record